AUGGGUCGCCGCGUUUGCUUCAAAAAAGGGCCCGAGCUCGCCGUCUGUCUCGAGACAGGCGCGCCCGUCGCGCCGCUCUCCAUGCGCCCCGACGCGCGCGCCCUCUUCACCGAGCGCGCCAAGGACAAGGCUGCUUUCGACGCCGCGAUGCGGCAGCUCACCAAGCGCUUCGCCCGCCUGCGGCUGGACGACGGCUCUCCCGACGUGGACAUGGUCGAUGCCACUGCCGCCGCCGCUGUCGACGCGGAGAUGCUCGACGCCGCGCUGCCCCAGGGAGGCGGUGGUGGUGCGGGCGCUGCUGCGGACGCAGACGAGGACGAGGACGAGGACGAGGACGCGGCCGCUCAGCGACGGGGCGGAAUGGUCGUCGAUGCCGAGGCGGCGCGCGAGGACAUGAUCAUUCGGCGGCGCGUGCAGUUGGCCGUGAAGAAGGCGCGCGCGCUCAGCCGAGACUCCAUCGCCGACGGGUGCCUCGACUUUGCCUUCCAUGUCUGCCGCGGCGGCUCGAAGCUGCACCGUAGGCUCCUCGGCUGCUGGGACAAGUACAGGUACAGCACCAAGAUCGGGACCUACAACGGGGACGAGAGACGGUAUGCCGUCGCCGGAGACGAGGCGGCUGUGACCCACUUGGCGUGGUAUGCCGAGUACACUACGGCCAUGUCGGCGCAACGGGCCUUUGAGGUACAGGGCGGGGAGUUGAAGUAG
Messenger RNA from Purpureocillium takamizusanense, 705 nucleotides. RefSeq lists its product as uncharacterized. The coding region runs from base 1 to 705 and encodes 234 amino acids. The transcript has a single exon. The record is from RefSeq and is a predicted model, not a curated record. NCBI's taxonomy places the organism in Eukaryota, Fungi, Ascomycota, Sordariomycetes, Hypocreales, Ophiocordycipitaceae.